Molecule: messenger RNA, 950 nt
Organism: Arachis ipaensis
Lineage: Eukaryota; Viridiplantae; Streptophyta; Magnoliopsida; Fabales; Fabaceae
Source: RefSeq, a predicted model, not a curated record
AAAUCCAGCAAUUAAUUAGAUUCCCCUAAGCUAUAGUAGUUAGGGGUUUACUUUCAUCACUGUAUAUUGAUUCAUUUUUCUAUUUAUUUGUCAUUCUCCCCCACCACCUCAUUAAUUAUCUCUUUUAAAUCAAUUGCACAAUCAAAGGUCACCAUACAUUAAAAAAUUCAACCAUAUAACUCACACAUCAUUAAACAAAAAGAAUUAAGGGACAGAAAAUCAAGCAAAUCAAAGAGAAGGUGAAGAAGAAGGAGGUAAGGGUGACAUGGGAGAGCAAGGAGAGCAGCUUCAAAGAUCAGUAACAUCUUUUAGAAGACAAGGCUCUUCAGGAUCUGUAUGGGAUGACAAGUUUCUUGCCGGUCUUUGGGAUCAGAGUCAGAAUCAGAAGCAACAAGAUGAACAGUCUCAGUCUCAGUCUCAGUCUCAGCCUCAGCCUCGGCCUCGGCCUCAAAGCGAAUCAAGUGGCACCAUGUUGGAGCGUAGUAGAUCAGGAGGAGGGGCAAGACAGCAUGAACGUCGGACGGUCACCGUUGCGCCGCCAUCCAAUGACCCUCCCUCCCCUAAGGUACCAACCUGUGGCCUUUGUGGAUUCUUUGCUAAAUCCAAUAAUAAUCCUAAGGUCAAGAAACGCAGGUGAUAUAUCUUUUUUCUUUCUUUCUUAGUUAUGUAGUUAGCUUCAACAUGUAAAUUAGUGGUUCUUGUAUCUUGGAUAAUUAUCCUUCAAUUUAUUAUUGCACAUCGACUUUGUUGUUUCCAUUUUUAUUUUGUAUUAAUUGGUAUUUGUAAAGUCCUAGGAUAUAUGGAAUUAUGUGCUUGGGUGUGUAAUAACUUAGUUUUACUAUAUGAACUGAAUUGAAUUGAAUACGGUCCUCAUAAGUUCCAAGAAGAAUGUAACAUAAUCCCAAUUCCCAGCAAACUCAAGAAUAAUGGUAUCAGUAAUUAAAUACCUU